UAAAAAUAUAAUUAUUCAUAAUGUAUGGGAUGCUUUUAGAAAGUAUACAACAUUUUGUUCAGUUGGAGUACGGUGAAGAUAUUUGGUCAGAAAUAUUACAAGAAACUGGUGUUAAAAAUGCAGUAUUUAAUACUCGACAAAUAUACUCAGAUACGCUGAUGCUUAAUUUGGCCGCAGCGUUGGCUGAUAAAAUCGGUGUAUCUGCUAAUAAAACUAUUGAAUUUUUUGGUAGAUGUUUUGUCAGAUUUUUUAGUAAUUUAGGAUAUGGAUGUAUGAUAAAAGCAACAGGCCGUUAUUUUUGUGAUUUUCUUCAAAGUGUUGAUAAUAUUCACAUCCAAAUGCGUUUCACAUAUCCGAAAAUGAAAAGUCCAUCGAUGUAUAUCACACAUAUAGAUCCACAUGGAGUUGUACUAGUGUAUCGCAGUAAUCGACAGGGAUUUACUCAUUAUUUAAUAGGAAUUUUGUUUCAAAUAGCUAAAGAUCUUUAUGAAACAAGUCUAGAUAUCCGUGUACUUGAAAGUUUAAACAACAUUCCUGGUUCGAGAAAUGUUAUGGUUAAAUUCCGUAUUGAUUUUGAUAAUCGUGAAUACACUGCUAAAACAAAUCGCAUGAAAGCGCCAAUUGGUAGAGAGCUUUCACCAGUAUCUUGUGGAUUACUCCUUCGAUUAUUUCCAUUUGGUGUUGUGGUUAAUCCGGAAAUGCGUAUUGAGGGCGCAGGUGAAAAAUUACUUCAAGUAUGGGGUGGUAAUACUUCUAUUUUAAACCGACAUAUUUGUGAAGUUUUUAAAUUACGUCGUCCUAAAGGCAUUUCUUUUACUUGGCGUAAUGUGAUUUAUUUGUAUUCCGUAAUGUUUGAACUCGAGUUAAUACGUUCAAAUGAAGUGAUAAUAAAUCGUGAUAAUAAUACAUCUGAUUGUGAUAAUAAUCCAGGAAGCUCUAAGUCUUCUGGUUUGGAACGAAAAGGCAGCCAGGGUGCCCGAAGUAUCCUUUUGAAGGGUCAAAUGCGAUAUAUCGAAGAUAUAAAAUCAAUUAUUUUUCUUUGUAGUCCUUUAAUAAAUAGUUUGGAUGAAUUACCCAGCAUGGGACUUUACUUGAAUGAUCUGAACCCACAUGGCAUGAGUCGUGAAAUGGUUCUAGCUGGUUGGCAGCAUUGCGACAGAUUGGAAAUGAUGUUCGAAAGAGCUGAACAAAGAUCACAGGAAUUAGAAACAAGCUAUACGUUACUAGAUCGUUGGAAAAAUAAAAGUGACGAGUUACUUUAUUCUAUGAUACCACAAACUGUUGCCGAUCGCUUGAGAACCGGUUCUAGUCCAUUAAGUACCUGUGAGUCAUUUGAAUCGAUAUCAGUAUUAUUUUGUGAACUAUGUGAUUUUGAUUACUCAACAAUCGAAGGCGUUAUGGAUAUUGUAUCUUCAAUGAACGCAGUAUUUUCUUGUUUUGAUUCAUUGAUGGAUAAAUUUAAUGUUUACAAGGUAGAAACAGUUGGACGUAUUUAUAUGGCGGCAAGUGGUGCACCAGACCGUACGAAACAUCAUGCGAGAAAUAUAGCAGACGUAUCAUUGCAACUGAUUAAUCGUGUACGGUCUCUCCAAUUACCGUCGGGAAUAGACAUACAAAUACGUAUAGGAAUUCACUCAGGACCUGCUGUUGCGGGUGUUGUUGGUAUUAAAGUACCGAGAUAUUGUUUUUUUGGUGACACUGUCAAUACAGCGUCACGUAUGCAAUCAACUGGACUGCCAGGAAAAGUGCAUGUAUCACCGGACACAAAAGCACUGCUCCCGAGUGAUCGUUACCAUAUUGAAUCCCGAGGGGUAUUGUGGGUCAAGGGGAAAGGUCACAUGGAAACUUAUUGGCUUUCUGCAAACGAAAACUCACCCAAGAAUGAAACCUAAAUUUAGACGAUUAAAAUAAAACUAUAAAUU
Microplitis demolitor is the source of this 1922-nucleotide messenger RNA. Its product is annotated as soluble guanylate cyclase 89Da. Gene Ontology annotation, cellular component: guanylate cyclase complex, soluble. The record is from RefSeq and is a predicted model, not a curated record. Bases 21 to 1892 code for a protein of 623 amino acids. Gene Ontology annotation, biological process: cGMP biosynthetic process; nitric oxide-cGMP-mediated signaling; response to oxygen levels. Lineage: Eukaryota; Metazoa; Arthropoda; Insecta; Hymenoptera; Braconidae. The transcript is spliced from 13 exons. Gene Ontology annotation, molecular function: heme binding; oxygen sensor activity; guanylate cyclase activity.